AUGUCUCCGGCUCCAAUGUCAAACCCUCCCCGCUCAAGUCCUGAAUCCAGUCAGGCACCUAACAGCACGUCAGCCAUGGCAUUCCAGCCGUCUGCGCAGGGUUCUAUACUGCGACGGACGCGCCCCAGCCAUGUCCAGACUGGCCUCCAAGCCAAUUCGCUGCUCAACUCGCUACCGGCGUCAGCCAUUAGUGCCUCUUCGGUGGCAUCCAGUUCUCAGCAUGACUCUCCCAUCAUGUCCCCAGAGAAUCCGGUGUUAACCACCAGUAGUUCCAUCCAGCCAUCCCCAGAGCCCUAUCGUGGCCGUGAUGUCGAACAAUUUCCCCCGCCACCUUUCACUCUGGGCGAUCCGCUACUGUUGCAGCACAAGAACAGCAGCAACUCCAUAAACCCAAGCUCAGCCACCACCACCGGCUCUAUGGCCGAAGCAUUGCAACAAUGCACCAGCAGCAACAGCGGCAACAAAAACUUGAUACGACGGUUCUCGAGUCGAGCUUCUAGAUUUGCCCGCACCUCUCGGCGACAGUCUUCAGUCGCGCCCAAGAGUCGAGAUGGCAGUCUGGGGCCCGGCAUUAUCCGGCGUAGAAGCGAUAGUACCAACACUGCGCCUCCGGAUAACGUCUUCACAGAUUCAGAUGAUGAGAUUGUCGCCGAUGAGAGAGACGAGUACAUGUCGUUUGCCCUCCCAGGAGCCCAACUACGCGAGUUUUCUUCCACUAGCAACCCCGGCUCCAUUGCGGGCUCUGCCACACCCAUCGAUCCUCCAGCCGGCCCCGUCAUCCCCAUGGCCUUGGUGAAGGGCACGUGGAUUUUCAAAAUGUCCAAAAAGAGAAAGUACAAAAAGAUAUUCCUCGUUCUGGACCUGGAGGCCGCAAAGAUUAUUUGGAACAGAAGCCGACCGGCCAAGUGUAUCUACAUUGACGACAUCAAGGACAUUCGGAUAGGAUCCGACACUCGGCAGUACCGUGCUGACUUCAAUCUCCCCGACUCCGAAGAGGGUCGCUUCUUCUCCAUCAUGUAUGCCGUUGCCGACAAGUCGAAAAGCAAGCUCAUGCAUUUGCUGGCCGAGGACGAGGAGACGUUCAGUAACUGGGUUACGGCCCUCGACGCGAUAUCCAAACAUCGACAGGAUUUAAUGACGUCUCUCAUGUCAUUCAAUGACAAGGCAAUCCGGUCCUAUUGGAACAGCGAGAUGACAAAGCAGUUCGAAGGAAAGCCUCACUCGGCUGACGAAGAAGAGAUUGACAUGCCAGGUGUGGAACGCGUUUGUCGGAAUCUCCAUAUUCACGUGGCAUACAAAGAGCUUCAGAAUAAAUUUACUGUCGCAGAUGCCACGAGGACGGGGCGACUCAACUUUGCCGAAUUUCAGGUCUUCGUUCGGGAGAUGAAAGUGCGCGCUGAUAUUCGCACAGUCUACCUGGAGCGAGCGUCGAACCCGCAAAGCGGCCUGGCCUGGCACGAAUUUGCCCUGUUUCUUUGUGAGGUCCAGGGCGAGGAUGUUGAGUCCGACGUUCGCAAUUGGGAGGCCAAGUUCAAUCGGUUUGCUCGUCGUUCGAAAAAAGAGGGCGACUUGCGGGAUGCUGACGCAGAUGUCCCGAGAAUGACUGAACAGGCGUUAGUGGCGUAUCUCACUUCCACUUUCAACUUGCCCGUCCUCCGUGAACCAACCGAAUAUACCCUCGACAGGCCGCUGCAUGAGUAUUUCAUUUCUAGCUCCCACAACACGUAUCUGUUGGGCCGCCAAGUUGCCGAUGAUUCCAGUAUUGAGGGAUACAUUACCGCUCUCAUGAAAGGUUGCCGCAGCAUAGAGAUCGACUGCUGGGACGGAAGCGAUGGACAACCCAUUGUCCAACACGGAUACGCGUUGACAACUUAUAUAUCAUUCCGCGAAGUCAUCCACAUCGUCAACAAAUAUGCCUUCGUGACGAGCCACUUCCCGCUGUGGGUCUCGCUUGAGGUGCAUUGCGAUGCACCUCAGCAAGGUGUCAUGGCUGACAUCAUGAGGGAGAUAUUCGGGUCGCGUCUCGUCACGGAGCCUCUGGACUCAUCAUCUGACAAGCUGCCAUCGCCUACGGAGCUCAGGGACCGGGUCUUGGUAAAAGUCAAAGCCGCGACGGACGACGAGCCCCGCAAAAGCAAAGCGCCAGGUUCUGCCGGUCGUCGGCGCGGCAAUAGUCUGACUUCGCCAUACACCAAACCCGUGGCUUUGGACAAUGCCACCAUACCUACUCAGUACCUGUCGCAGAGCCCACUCCUCGGUGCGAGAGAUGCCUCACGGCGCAUAGUCGGCAAGCGCUACAACACCAUCACCGAAGGUGUCGAGAUAGACCCAGUGAGUAGCAGUACCAGCGACAAUGACAGCGGCGGUGAGGGAACUCCGAAAAAGAAGCAAAGCAAGAUCGCACCCCCAUUGGGAAUCCUAGGCGUCUACGGCGGUGGAGUCAAGUACGAAGGCCCUUCCACCCUCGAGUGCAAGACGCCCUAUCACAUUGUCUCUUUUAUGGAAGGAGGAUUCCGAAGUCUGGUCAAGGCCAAAGACCACAAGGAUGUCUUAUACCGGCAUAACAUGCGCUUCAUGAUGCGUGUAUAUCCUCAAUACACGCGCAUCAGCUCCCAUAAUUUCAAUCCCUUGAUGUAUUGGAGGAAGGGAGUCCAGAUGGCGGCGCUCAAUUGGCAGACUUAUGAUUUGGGCAUGCAGUUGAACCAAGCCAUGUUUGAUGGUGGCACAGACCAAUCAGGAUACGUCUUGAAGCCUCACUCAAUGCGAGAGAUUCGAGUGCUGCCCGAUGGUCUCCCACAAGAGGCCAUUGGGAAGUUAGAACGCAAGAACGUUACUUUCACCAUUGAUGUCAUAUCUGCUCAACAACUCAUGCGCCCAGCCAACUUGCCGUCGAACAGGUCCCUGGAUCCAUAUGUCGAGGUGGAGGUUUUCCACGCCAAUGACAAGAGGGACAAGCAUGACAGCAGUGUUGGCAUUCCCAUUCCGACGGACACGCCUUUGAAACAACGCACUCGGGUGGUUAAAGAAAAUGGUUUCAACCCGACCUUCGAAAAGACGUGCAAGUUUAACGUAACCACCAAAUACCCUGAACUGAUCUUCGUCCGGUUCAGCGUCAAACUUUCCCCGGAUGGAGAUAACCCGAGCGAACGUGUCGCCCCCAUGGCCACAUACAUAGCCAAACUCUCCAACUUAAAACAGGGCUACCGCACUCUGCCUUUGUUCGACAGCAGUGGCGACCGUUACCUGUUCUCGACUCUGUUUUGUCGCAUCAAGGUCGAUGCUCCUACGAGCGUGUACGUUCCCCAUCCCCCAGAUGUCUCCGAAACGGUUGGCAAGUUCAAGAACUUCGGCAACAAAGUGUUCAACCGCGGGGCCAGUUCCAAGGGCGGAAGCUUCGAAAAGACGAUGGAGAAGACGGUGGAAAAGACGAGCAUCGACAGCGGAACUUCCGACAACUCGCAACAACACCUUCUACGAACCGUGUAA
This is a messenger RNA of Pseudomassariella vexata, 3486 nucleotides long. RefSeq names its product phosphatidylinositol-specific phospholipase C. Gene Ontology annotation, biological process: lipid metabolic process; phosphatidylinositol-mediated signaling. The transcript has a single exon. The coding region runs from base 1 to 3486 and encodes 1161 amino acids. The record is from RefSeq and is a predicted model, not a curated record. Gene Ontology annotation, molecular function: phosphatidylinositol-4,5-bisphosphate phospholipase C activity; calcium ion binding. NCBI's taxonomy places the organism in Eukaryota, Fungi, Ascomycota, Sordariomycetes, Amphisphaeriales, Pseudomassariaceae.